Prorocentrum cordatum is the source of this 2616-nucleotide messenger RNA. The record is from the annotation of a GenBank genome assembly. Lineage: Eukaryota; Dinophyceae; Prorocentrales; Prorocentraceae.
AUGCGGGCCGCGGCUAGCGCUGUCCUUGGCUCGCUGCUCCUCCUCUGCGCCGCGGGCGGGGCGGGGGCGCUCCACGCCCGGGAGCUGUCGGUGGCGUCGCCAGGCAAGCGCCGUGCCGGGCACACGGGCGCGCGGGCGAAAGACGCAAAGGAUGUCGAGGUGAAAGCCGAACAGGAGGCCAACGAGCUCAAAGCCCUGAAGGCGGCUCUCGAGGAACGAAAGGUGGCCCUAAGGAAGGCAGGGCAGACCAAGCUUCAGAUCAACCAGAACCCUAAGGUGGUGAAGAUGGUAGAACGCCUCAAGCUCCUCAAGGCGAAGAAGGCCGACGCCCACACGGUGGACAAACCUGAGGAGGAUGAGAAGAAGGAAGGCGGCGCACAGCCCGUGGUCGAGAAGACCGAGCAGGAUGUCGAGUCAACGGGCGCGAAAAAGGCGGAGAAGCCUGGCGACGAGCUUGGAGCUUUGGGGGCAGCCCUCAUGGAAAAGAAGGCGGCUCUGGCAAAGGCGGGGCAGACCAAGCUUCAGAUCAACCAGAACCCUAAGGUGGUGAAGAUGGUAGAACGCAUCAAGCUCCUCAAGGCGAAGAAGGCGAACGCCCACACGGAGGACAAGGCAGUGAGGGAGAAGAAGGAAGGCGCAACAAAUACCGUUGCCGUAAGCAACGAGUUAGCCGCCCUUGGAGCGGCCCUCAUGGAGAAGAAGGCGGCCCUGACACAGGCUGGGCAGACCAAGCUCCAGGUCAAUCGUAACCCGAAGGUGGUGAAGAUGGUAGAACGUAUCAAGAUCCUCAAGAUGAUGAAGGCCAACCCCCACACGGAGGACAAGCCGGAGGAAGAGAAGACGGAUGCCCUGGGUUUCGCAGAGGCCGGCGGCGAUGCCGAGCACAAGCACCAGAAACACAACGCUCUUCGUGCCAAGAACGCAGCGCAGGACGAGAUCUGGCCAUUCGGGAAGAAAAAGCGCAAGGACAACGCGAGUGCCUCUGCUACUGGUUCUGAGUCUCAGCUGCCAGGCAGCGGUGAGGAGUCUCAGGCCCAGCCGCCCGCAGAAGUGGCGGACUCUGAGACGCAGCCGGCUGCAGCUGCCGCCGAGGAGGCUCAGCCCGAGGCGGACUCGCAGACCCAGCCGAAUCCAGCUGCUGCCGCCGACGCUGAGCCCAAGCAGUCAACAGAAGAGGCGGACUCGGAAGCGCAGCCAGCUCCAGUUGUCGCUGAGGAGUCUGUUACCAAGCAGCCCUCAGUUGACGAGGCGGACUCGCCUGCUGCAACUGCCGCCGAGGAGUCUGAGCCCCAGCAGCCCUCAGACGAGUCUGACUCGGAGUCCCAGCCGGCUCCAGCUGCCCCUGAGGGUGAGGGCGUCUCGUACAAGUUGGAUGUCGCCGAGGCGCCCGAGCCCAAGCAGUCCUCAGAUGAUGCUGAUUCGGAGACACAGCCAGCUCCAGCUGCCGCCGAAGAGCCUGAGACCGAGCAGCCCUCAGACGAGGCGGACUCAGAAGCGCAGCCGGCUACAGCCGCUUCCGAGGAGCCUGAGCCGACGAAGCCCUCAGACGAGGCGGACUCGGAAGCGCAGACGGCUCCAGCCGCUUCCGAGGAGGCUGAGCCCCAGCAGCCCUCAGACGAGUCUGACUCGGAGUCCCAGCCGGCUCCAGCUGCCUCUGAGGGUGAGGGCGUCUCGUACAAGUUGGACGACGCCGAGGCGUCCGAGCCCGAGCAGUCCUCAGACGAGGCGGGCUCGGAGGCGCAGGCGGCUCCGGCCGCCGCCGAGGAGCCCAAGCCCGAGCAGCCCUCCGACGAGGCGGACUCGGCGCCGCAGACGGCUGCAGCUGCCGCCGAGGAGCCCCAGCCACUUUCGGACGACGAUCAGGAGUCGAGCCCGGAGCCCCAGUCGCAGCUGCAGGGGCUCUGGGACGAGGCGGGCACGCAGCCCGGCGCAGAGGCCUCGGCGGCAGCAGCCGCGGAGGCCCCGGCGGCCGCGGAGGAGGCGGAGGCCGCGCCAGCACCGGCCGCGGAGGCGGUGGAGGCCGUCGAGCGCGAGCCCGAGCCGAGCACCACGGCCGCGCAGCUGAAGGCCCAGCUCGAGACGAGCGACGGGGCACCCUUGGCCGCGGUCCACCAUGGGCUGCCCUCGAAGCCCGGGUGCUGGAUGAAGAUGCCCUCCGGGUGCCCGAAGCAGCCCAUGCGCACGCAGGCCUGGCGCCGCGACGCGUGGGCGGAGCAGCAGGGCCUCGGCGAGCCCGGCUGCGCCCGGCGCAAGCAGACGUGGGACAGGUACUGCGGCACCGUCGACGCCAAGAUGCUCUACGUCGCCGCGCCCGCGGCCGACGCGGCACCCGCCGAGGCGGCGGUGCCCGCAGCGGCCGCGGCCGACGCGGCGCCCGCCGAGCCAGCAGCGCCCGCCGCGGCGGCGGCGCCCGCCAAGCUGGUGGCCGUCGCCGAGAACCGGAGCGCGUUCGAGGGCGAGUGGCCGAGGUGGCCCGGGCACGGCGGGGCCGACAAGAAGGCGGCCGAGGCCACCAAGGCCGACACCAUCGCCGCGAUCCCCAAGGCCGCGGGGUGCUACAUGCGCAUGCCCUCUGGCUGUCCGCAGCACCCCCUGAAGACGGACGCGUGGAGGCGC